UCUACUGCUUUCAGCUGAAAGAGGAUUUCAGUCUGCACCUGCCAAAGACCUUCCCUUCUCCUUUUCACCUCCAUUCUGUCCUUUUUCUUUUCUCUCCCCCUUCCCCGGUACUCGGGCUAACAUGAACCAAGGAAUCAAAUGACUGCCAAGGAGCCAGCAGCACAAUCCCAGCUUGCACUCCCUUCUUUGUGUCAUAUAAUUCCAGCUUGUGUUGCAGAAAUGUCCACGGGCAGCCAAGGCUGCUUGGAUGUAGGAUCAAACAGACCUGAUUUGUGACAGCACACUGGAUCCUGGUGCCUGAGAAGAUCUGGAUCUUUUACUAGAACUUACCUUACGCAAAUGGUUCUGAAGAACCGGAUUGUCCUGCCAAGGGGUCAGCUGGCCGAGGAUGGGAAGCGGAGCCGUGUCGUUUCCAGCCAAACAUUCCAGAUUGUUUUAUUCAUCUCAUAAACCCAUGCUUCUCCCCUGCUAAUAUCCUCCUCGCCUUUCCUAUACAUUCCACCGUCUUCUUCCAAUGAUCCAUCCCUUUAAAAAAACAAAAAAACAAAAUCCAUCCCAUUGCAAUAAGGCUGAACCGAAACUCCAGACUCCUUCAAUUGAUCCUUAUUUCAUGCCUUGCAAAAGAAGCGACCCAGAAGAAGACUUUUAUUUAUAUCUAGAUUAUUGUUAUUAUUAUUGUUCUACGUUCUGCUAGAUUUAGCCCAGGUUACCCGGUAAUCUGGAAAUUAUUUUAUUAUUUUCUGUAAGUUACAUUCCUGCUUUUUCCGUGAAAAAGCCUUUUGUUUUUUUUUGUUUAGUUUUUUUCUUUUAAAUAAGUUUAUUUGCAAAAAAAAGAAAUUAUAAUAUUUACGAGAGAAUAUUCUAAUUUAAUAAAGAGCGGAAGAUGAAGAUGAUUUUAGUUCGCAAGUUCAGGGUGUUGAUCCUGAUGGUGUUCUUGAUCGCUUGCACAAUGCAUAUUAUGAUAGAUCUACUACCAAAGCUGGAGAAGAGAGGAACCAGGAGUGAUGGGGAGGUGGGAUGCUCCUGUACUCACAACCUCAAUGAGGACUGGGCGAAGCAAAGACCCAAGAAUACAGCUGAAUCAGGGUGGCCUAACAAGCAUACGCUGAGGAUCCUACAAGACUUUAGUAGCGACCCCAGCUCCAAUCUCACCUCACACUCGCUGGAGAAAAUCACUGGACUAAUGGACAAAAAUGACUCCUUUAAAAAACUGGAGCAGCGUGAAAUGGUCAAAGACUUGAACAAUAAACAGCUGAUCCAAGAUGGAAGUAUAAAGAAGCCCCAGCCUGGGCUUGGGUACUCUAGGCUGGUUGCCCUGUUCCAGCAUCCUCUCUAUAAAAGUGCUGUUCCUGAGCUCACUGAAGAUGAUGUCUUGUUUAAUGUGAACAGUGACAUCAGGUUUAACCCCAAAGCUGCUGAAAACCAGGAAUGGCAAAAUGUGGGGAAUGAAGCAAAUGAGGAGGAAGAAUUCUUACCUACUGGAGAAGCUCAUGUAGACUCCUAUCCAAACUGGUUAAAGUUUCACAUUGGAAUCAAUCGAUACGAGUUAUAUUCCAGACAGAACCCAGCUAUAGGAGCUUUAAUACAGGAUCUAAACAGCCAGAAAAUAACCAGUGUUGCAAUGAAAUCUGGAGGAACCCAACUCAAGCUCAUCAUGACCUUCCAGAACUACGGACAAGCACUUUUCAAGCCUAUGAAGCAGACGAGAGAACAAGAAACGCCCCCGGACUUCUUCUACUUUUCUGAUUAUGAGAGGCAUAACUCCGAGAUUGCUGCUUUCCAUUUAGACAGGAUUCUGGAUUUUCGCCGUGUUCCACCCGUCGCUGGCAGAUUGGUGAACAUGACCAAAGAAAUAAGAGAUGUGACGAGAGAUAAGAAGCUGUGGAGGACAUUUUUCAUUUCUCCAGCAAACAACAUUUGUUUCUAUGGAGAAUGUUCUUACUACUGUUCAACAGAACAUGCCCUCUGCGGAAAGCCAGAUCAGAUAGAAGGAUCCUUGGCUGCUUUCCUCCCAGAUCUGUCCUUAGCGAAACGGAAGACGUGGAGAAAUCCAUGGAGACGUUCAUACCAUAAACGCAAAAAAGCUGAGUGGGAAGUUGACAGUGAUUACUGUGAAGGAGUAAAGCAGACACCACCAUAUGACAGCGGCACCAGGCUUCUAGACCUCAUCGAUAUGACAGUGUUUGACUUUCUCAUGGGCAACAUGGAUCGACAUCAUUAUGAGACAUUUGAGAAGUUUGGGAACGAGACAUUUAUAAUUCACUUGGAUAAUGGACGAGGGUUCGGAAAAUAUUCUCACGACGAGCUGUCUAUCCUGGUGCCGCUGAACCAGUGCUGCAGGAUUAAGAAGUCAACAUACCUGCGACUACAACUUCUAGCAAAGGAAGAGUAUAAGUUGAGUAAGCUGAUGGAGGAAUCACUUCAAAUGGAUAAAAUAGCUCCAAUCCUCUACCAACCACACCUAGACGCCAUGGACAGGAGGCUCCGCAUUGUCCUUAAAGCUGUCAGUGACUGCUUAGAAAAACUCAGCUAUGAUAGCGUAGUCGAAAACGAUUUGGACUCUGAUGUGAACAAUAAGACAACUAAGAGGUAGUGACGCAGAAUCACUAACCCCCAACCAAGAAGACAUAGUCUUGCCGAAGACUGCGAAUGCUCCUCUGUGAAUUCAGUGAAUUCAAAUUUAAGAUGACAUUGUUCCCACUGUAGACAAGUUAUAAAAACCAGGAAGAAAGGAUUAGAUGAUGUGUCUAUUACAUAAGUAUAUUAUACAUGGAUGAACGUGAGACGAUACGGUCAAAGACCUACAGAAUUCGAUUUGGGUUGUAAUCAUAUCCCAAUCUUUUUGUACAGAUAGGAGGCCUUUAUUUAAAAAACAAAAAAGAAAAAUUUUGUAUUUAUAUAUAUGGUAUAAUAUUACAAAAUGAUGACCUACCUACCACUUUUUUGGGGGGGGAGGGAAAAAAAGGGACAGUAUAGUUUUGUUUACCUGUGAUGCUGACUUGACUAUACCACAUCGUCGCCUUCAAUAUCACUUCAGUCCCUUAACUUUAGUAAACUGUAUCUCCUGCAAGUUAUAUUUCUGGAGGUCACAAAUUCAAAGUCUUAACAGUAGAUGGUUUUAGGAUGAUUUCAUAAUUUUUAAUGGUGGAAGCUUUACUUGAAUGUUAAGCAUUGGGAUGAACUACUUUAUCAUUAAAUCUAAAUGGUGGGCCUUAUUGUCUAGACCAGGGGUUGGCAACAUGUUGCUCUUCACUUGUUGUGAUGGAACACUUCCAGCAGGCUUUGUUAGUAGAUGCCGGAAGAGACUAUGAAGUAACAAUUGGACUGCAGCAUUUUGCCUUUGAUCUUUCUUGUGGUUUGUAGCCAAGUAGCUGCCUUCCCAUGUUUGCUUUUACUAUAUUUGUGUAAAUACUGUAUAUACCAUACAUGGAUAACAGCUGUAUUCCGCAGCUGGGAGCUUCAUUUUGCAGCAUUUUUGUGAUUUGUUUGCAGCGUGGUAAAAGUGCAAUAAAAGAUACAGCAAAUAAUUAUCCAAAA
Messenger RNA from Hyla sarda, 3537 nucleotides. It is a transcript of the gene FAM20C, whose product is annotated as FAM20C golgi associated secretory pathway kinase. The transcript is spliced from 10 exons. Gene Ontology annotation, molecular function: protein serine/threonine kinase activity. The record is from RefSeq and is a predicted model, not a curated record. Gene Ontology annotation, biological process: protein phosphorylation. Bases 884 to 2593 code for a protein of 569 amino acids. Gene Ontology annotation, cellular component: Golgi apparatus. Lineage: Eukaryota; Metazoa; Chordata; Amphibia; Anura; Hylidae.